Messenger RNA from Lolium rigidum, 267 nucleotides. RefSeq lists its product as uncharacterized. The record is from RefSeq and is a predicted model, not a curated record. The transcript is spliced from 3 exons. The coding region runs from base 1 to 267 and encodes 88 amino acids. NCBI's taxonomy places the organism in Eukaryota, Viridiplantae, Streptophyta, Magnoliopsida, Poales, Poaceae.
AUGUGGAAGGGACUAGGUAGUGUGGCCGUUCGUGGAGCUGGCCCCGGUGACGGCGGCGGCGUGCUCGCUGGACUUCGAGGACUAGCUGGAGGAUGCGUUCUUCAGUGCGUACCCGCAGACGACGUUGUUGCUGUUCGAGACGUCGGGGUUCCCGAGGAUGCCGUGACCCUCUUUCUUGCAGUCGCCGUUCACGUUCCGCAAGGACGAGCAGGCCAGCCGCAGGGAGCGGGACCACGAGUCCUUCAUGCUGUUCCUGUUUUCUCAUGA